This is a messenger RNA of Closterium sp. Naga37s-1, 3420 nucleotides long. The record is from the annotation of a GenBank genome assembly. Lineage: Eukaryota; Viridiplantae; Streptophyta; Zygnematophyceae; Desmidiales; Closteriaceae.
AUGGCAGGCCCGCCGUCACUGAGCAGCGCCGUGCUGCGCGCCAUAGCCAAGAGCGAAAGCCUCGACCCCACGCCGUCGGCGCUGCCGCCGGAAAGUAACGAGGCACCUGACGUGCCGUUAACUCCAAAACGCACGUCCGUCUACAUUCGACGACUCUUAGGUCUCGGAAGCACAUCAUCGAGCCGCGCUGUUUCUUCCACGUCGAAAUGGGAGGACAUUAGCGACUCGGACACCGUCUCUUCCAAACACUCCGCCUCAACCGCCGCGAUCAACGGCCGCGAUCAUGCCACGUCGACUUCUGCGGGACUUGCUAGAGGCUCAGCUGCCGCCGCCGCCGCCGCCGCUGCCGCUGCUGUCGCAGCAGCAGGGGGGCCUAGCGGGCUUAAGGGGAGGUCGCGGCGGGAGCGCAGCGUCUCCCCCGUUCCGCAAGGAAGCCGCCUAUUCGCGCCCACCCAGGCUUCUAUGGCAAAGGCGCGCGCCGCCGAUAGAGUCAGCGCCGCCGCCGCCGCCACCGCCGCAAUGGGCGCCGGAAAGAAGGUGUACGAUGGCGGUGCCGCAGCCACCGCUGCUUCUGCUGCCGCCGCUGCCGCAGCCGCCGCUGUCGGCGCCGCCGCGACGGGCGGGAACUCCAGCCGCGUUGUCCCGAGCAGCUUGCUAGGGCUGGACGGCAAGUCGACUGACGAACUGCUGACGGUUAUGCCGGCGGAGUUGACGUCCGUGAAGGCGCAAGCGCUGUCAGGCGGGAAAAGUCGCGGCAGCCGCGGGGACAAUGCGGGUAACUCCGCGGCAGGCGGAGCAGGCGCAGCAGCAGGCAGCGUUUCCGCCAUCCCCACCCGUUCGCUCUCGACCGGUUCGGUUUCUACCGCCAUCAAUGCGGGAAGCGCGGGGAAAGGGGGAAAGGACGGCGCUUCCGCUUCCGCUUCCGCCAGUCGUCGCGGAAGAUCGACCGGACCAGCUGACCGGGAAGACAGUAGAGCAAGCGCAGGCGGAGGCGCAGGCGCAAACCCGCGCGGCCUCCGCGCGCCCGUCCCGAGCGGAAAGGAGCGCUUCCUCCCGCACCGCUCCCCCACCCACCCUCCGUCCUCUGUGCCUUCCGCGCUUUCCCCCCAGUCGCGCUUUGCGCACGCGGAAGAAAGCCGCACCCCCGGCGGUUCGGGGAAGCUCUACGGGUUCUCCCCGCCCCUGGGAUCUUCCGCCAGUCUGCGCGCGGAAGCGGAUGUCCGCGGAGGAGCUGGCGCCAUCGGCGGAAGCGGAAGCGGGGGAGGGAAGCGUCCGGGGAGCGGAAUCGGAAGCUACGCCUUACUCACCACGUCGAGCUCUCUCGAACUGCCUUCCGGUGGCGCGAAACCCGCCGGCAAUCGCGGCAGACCGGCGGAUAGAAUCGAUGGCGCUGACGUGUCGUCGCCCGACAUGAUUGCUGCGAUUGGCUCGCCUGCACGGAGCGCGGCUACGGCCGCCAAAGCGCGGCUGUCCGCAAAAGGUGGCGGUGGGAGUGGCGGAAACCGGAUCGGCGCGGGCGCGGACGACAAACCCGCGGAGAUGUUUUCCCCCGCGCUGUCGCAGGCGCAGGUGCUCGCGCAAGCGCAAGCUCCGCUUCCGCACCUCCUUCCUCCGGCCCUGCAGGCAUCCGCGGGCGACGGCUCCGCUUCCCCCUACUCCGCCACCUCCUCCUGUUCCGCUUCCGGAACUUAUUCCUCCGCCGCCCUCUCCCCCUCCUACUCGCUCGCUGCUGCUUCCGCCGCUGCUGUUGCUGCCGCGGCGGGGACCGGCGGAGCAAUGGGGGGAGGCGGAAGAGGCGGCGGGGGAGUGGGGGGAGCGGGUGGCGGAGGAGCGGUUGGGAUGACCAGCGGGAGCAUGGAGCUAGAAUUAGCAUCUUUAACCCGAGUGCUUUCUUCUGCUUCUUCUGUUGGUGCUGGCGCUGGUGGGAGUGGUGCGGGGUAUUGUAAUGGCAGUGUGAGUGGCAAUGCGGCGAGCCGGCAAAUUCUAGAGGUGGAGGAGGAGGAGGAGGAUGAUGGGCCGCUGCAAUUCGGAUGGCCGCUUAAAUCGCUGGACUGGAAGCAGCAGCAGGAAGAUAUGGCUGAGGAGGAGGGGAAAGCGGAGGAGGAAGAAGAGGAGGAGGAUGAGGAGGAUGAGGAGGAUGAGGAGGAGGGGAGCGAGGGGGAGCAAGCGGGUGGGGAGGGUGCUGCGAGUGUGCUGAGCAGAGGAGAGGGCGAGAGGAGUAUGAGUGAGCGCAAGGAGAGAGUGUGGCUCAGUGGGGAGUUGCAAAUCGGCGUUGCCAGCCCACUGCUGUCUCGCACUGUAAGCGGAGCAGGGGAGGAGGUAUCGGCAGAAGAAGAGGAAGAGGAGGAAGCGGAGGAAGAGGAUGAGGAUGAUGAAGAGGAAGAGGAGGAAGCGGAGGAAGAGGAUGAGGAUGAUGAAGAGGAAGAGGAAGGUGAGGAGGACGAGGAGGAAGGAGAGGAAGAGGAGGAGGCGAGUGCGCUGGUGAAGCCUAGGCAGGGGUCUGUGAGCAAGCUCUCGGAGCAUUCGGUUGGGGCUGUGAAGGGGAAGGGGGCGGCAGUGCAAGGAGCAGCAGGAGCAGCAGCAGCGCUGCUGGAUGCAGUGGUGCCGGGCGGCAAGUCAUGGCUCAUGCUGGGGAAGCUCGCAGGUGGGGGUGAGAAUGCCGGUAGUGCUGGCAGAGCUGCUGCCACUGCUGCUGCUGGUGCCACCAUCUUUGAGCAACUAGAGCUCGGAAUCACCCUCUCAUGCCCCUCACCUGCCCCACCUCCUGGAGUCCGUCCAGACGACCCAGCCUGGAUUGCCGCAGACCAGGCAAGGCGGCAGGAGGAGCGACGUCAGCGCCGGCUUCUCUUUGAUGCAGUCAACGAGGCGUUGGGAAGGAGGCUCGGGCCGUUCCUGGAGGCGUCCCUGUGGCUGGCGGCGGUGCAGCAGGUGCCGCUGGUUCGGCCCAGGCCCGAGGGGCAGGCUCUGCUGCUGGAGGUUUGGGAGGAGGUUCACGACUGGCCGGUUCCUGCUUCGGACGAGGUUUAUGAUAUUCUGGACGAUGCUGCGAGGAGGGAUAUGGCCCGGGGGCUGGAUAAAUGGGCGGAUACGAGUGCUGAGGCUCUAAUGUCAGUGUUUUCGCUUGAAGAGAUGGUGAUGGAGCAGCUUUUGGAGGAGAUUAUGGGGGAUUUUUCUCAGGUGGAGAAGGCACGGAGGGGGAAGAGAGGCGUGAUGAUGAUGGGACCGGCGUGGAGGCAUGGGAGGGGCAUGGGAGGGGUUAUGGGUGGUGGUGGUGGCAGUGGGAGUGGUGGUUCGGGGAGUGGUGGUGGUGGGGGUAGUGGUGGUGGGAGUGGGAGUGGCGGUGGUGGUGGGUUUAUCCCGGAUGCCAACUCCUUGAUUGCAAUGAAGGGCUUGCGGUGGCUCGGCCGGCGAUCGCUAUAA